AUGAACGAAUCAGUCGAAACGCCCAAUAUGGCUUCAAUGGAUGAUGCGACUCUGCUCAAGCACGCUGAGAACUUUCACAAGACAAAGGCAAAAAGCCGGGAGACACUGAAGACAUACUAUCCCGAGCUGCCGUCUAAGAUUCAGAAAGAACUCGACUCAGAAGAAGCUGGUGAAUUGAGGUCUUUGACCAAGGCUCUGAGAGUAUUGCUAUUCACUUGCGCAAUAGCAGCUAUCGUACAAGGCUGGAGUCAAGAGAGUAUCGUCGGAGCCAAUCUCGAAUGGCCUCAAGAGUUAAAGAUUGCGAACAAGAUUGACAACGAACCAACCGAAUUUAUCGGCAACGGACUUCGAUAUUUUGGCAUCGUCAACGCUAUGCCAUACUUUGCGGCAAGUGUUCUCGGAGCAUGGGUAUCUGAUCCGAUCACUUACGUAUAUGGAAGGCGUACUGCACUAUUCUUUGCCGCUAUAUGCUCUUUCGCGGCUCCGAUUGGGUCUGCUUACUGUAGAACAUGGUCUCAACUACUCGUGUGCCGCCUCAUUCAAGGUGUAGGUAUGGGCGCAAAGGCUUCUGUAGUACCAGUGAUUGAGAGUGAAGUCGCUCCGCCAAAGCUUCGAGGAAGGCUAUUGGUAUCAUGGCAGACUUUUGUAGCGAUAGGCAUAUUUCUCGGUGCCGUGACCAAUCUGAUCUUCGAAGGACAUUGGAGAUGGCAGAUUGGCAUCGGGUUUGUCCCAGCGGUCCCUCUCUUGUGUCUCUGUUAUGUGAUUCCAGAGUCACCUCGUUGGUUGAUGCGAAAACAACAGUAUAGCAAGGCAUACCUUGGGUUUCUGGAGUUGAGAGCAACUCCCUUACAAGCUGCUCGUGAUCUAUUCAUGAUUUAUAUUCAGUCAAGUGUCGAAGCCCUUCUAUCGUCAGGAGAUGAGGUCACGACAGCCAGCCUCUCACGAGAUCUUGAUAAGGACACAAAACCUUAUGAGAAGUCAGAUUGGGGAUCUCAUGAGUUCUUUUACCGAGUACAUGAGUUCUUUUCGAAGAUAUUUGGGCUGUUUCGAGACGGGCGCAACAGGCGUGCUGUUGUAGCAUCUAGUGUGGUUAUGAUUUCACAGUACGUUUUACGCCACCCUGAUUUGGCUUCAGCAGUAUACUGA
Molecule: messenger RNA, 1146 nt
Organism: Aureobasidium musti
Lineage: Eukaryota; Fungi; Ascomycota; Dothideomycetes; Dothideales; Saccotheciaceae
Source: the annotation of a GenBank genome assembly